AUGAAUUUUCAAGGACUAUUCGUCCUUAUUAUUCUUCAACUAUACCGUGACACUGUAGUUUCUGCCUUCGACAGAGAUACCAUAGAAGCCUACUUACGGCAAAGAGAAACAGUCGGGAAAGCAGAGAAAGAAGUCGACCCGGGAAUCCAGAUAUUGUUGCAAAACUUCAGGACCAAGAUAAUCACUGACGUCAAAGAGGAACUGCAGACUGUAAGCAAAGAUGCGAAGAGUUAUCAAAAGCGGUCGUUGAUUGCCACCUCGGAAUACCUUACAAAAGUGGUAGCAGAUGAAAUCAAACCAAUUAAAGAGCUUCUUAUUUCCUUGAACGGUAUGAAAAAUAUUUUCCACGAAGAAUUGACAGCUAAGGUGAGAAGCAGUAUCAAGGAUGAGCUUAGUGCUUUCCAGAGAAUGGAAAUGGAGUCGUUGGUGUUACGAGUCAAGAAUGAAAUCAUUGAGUCCUUCCAAGCUGAAUUUGUUGAUGUGAAAACUAGCUUGCAACUUGAAGGAGCUUCAGUGCGCGAUUUGGUUGUUAAUCAGACGAAGGUUCAAUCUGAAGGAAGCUUGAUCAAUCAGCAAGCUGAUGCUAGGAUAAGACAGCUGGAAAAAAAGUGCGAAAUUAAACGGUUAAUUGAAACAGCUGUUCAAGUAGCGGGUGAUAAUAGUCAAGCUGUGGAUCAAAAAUUGAAGAAUUUGGAUGAAGGAAUUCAAAAUUUGACUCUAGCUCAUCAUAGUUUGCCGCAAGCAAUGUCCAGGUCAUUCAAAAAUGAUGAUGGAAAUGAAUUGGUUGAACGGCUGGAGAAGAAAAUUGAAGAAUUGAAGCCAAAUGCGUCUUGUGAAUUGACACCAGUGCUAGCAUUGAUAAAGAGCACCGUUGAAACAAUUAAAAAUGAUCGGGAUGCAAGAUCAGAGAUAUUGAUCACUAAAUUGGUGGACAAAAUUGAGCACCUCCUGACGGCAAAAUUGAAAUCUAGGACCACGUCUUGUGAAUUGUCCAGACAUACGAAAUCAACUCUGGCUGCGAUAAAAGCUGCGACUGAUACUUUGUUAAAAACUGCAGCUACGUCUUAUGAAGAGAAUAAAUUGGAGGAAAAGUUUAAGGCAUUAUUGACCAAGUUUAAUGGUAAUACAACCGUUGGAUUCGAUGAAGUGAAUAGCAAGCUGAAUGCGAUUACAGAAACAGCUAGUAGUUGGAGGCAGAUUGAGAGUAUAUUGGCUACUGAAAUGGACAAGUUUUUGGGAAAGCAACUUACGAGUAUUAAAACUGCUAUUGGUGAUGUCUUGCCGAAUGUUCCGAAGAAUGAGAAACCUGAGUUGGGAGGAGAAGAUGGGGUUAAGUCGGCUGAGAUGAUCAAGCUUGAAGAUAUUGAAAUAUUGGUUAAAGAAGCUAAGGAGAAAGUUAAGAUAGAGUUAGGGGAGGUUGAAAGUAGGAUUUUGAAGGCUUUUAAUGAGACUAUUUUUGAUAGGCUUGUUGUAGAUGGUAAGGGUUGUAUAGAACCUCGUGUUUUAACGGGAGGAGAUGAUACGGGACGUUUGGGAGGUGAUACGGAACAUACUGGAGGGGAUGAUACGGAACAUAGUGGAGGGGAUGAUACGGAACAUACUGGGGGAGAUGGUAAAGAACAUACUGGAGGAGACGAUAUGGAACAUUCAGGAGGAGAUGAUACAGAACAUACUGGAGGAGACGAUGCAGAACAUUCAGGAGGAGAUGAUACGGAACAUUCAGGAGGAAAUGUUACGGAACAUUCAGAAGGAAAUGUUACAGAACAUUCAGAAGGAGACGAUACGGAACAUUCAGGAGAACAUGAUACAGAACAUACUGAAGGAGACGAUGCAGAACAUUCAGGAGGAGAUGAUACGGAACAUUCAGGAGGUGAUGAUACAGAACAUACUGAAGGAGACGAUGCAGAACAUUCAGGAGAAAAUGAUACAGAACAUACUGAAGGAGGCGAUGCAGAACAUUCAGGAGGAGAUGAUACGGAACAUACUGGAGGAGACGAUACAGAACAUUCAGGAGAAGAUUCUGAAGAACAUUAAUAAAGAGAUGGAGAUCAUCCGACAGAAACGAUUUCGGAAAAUAGUUUUUAAAGCUAAAAAGUUAACAUAAAUAUUACAAAUAAUUUUGAUAUUACAAUAACAUUACACGGCCUUUAAAUAUUACAAUAAAAUACACGAUAUUACAAUUAAAAUAUUACAAUAAAAUACAUGGCUUUUAAGUAUUUUAAUAUAGUACCAAACGAAUUGAAAUUUUUUGCUGGAUCAAACAAAUUACUGAAGAUAAGUCUAAUUCGAUGGAUAAAGCAAUGUAACUUAUGAUUUUCUCUAAACUACUAUUAUAAAUUAAUUAAUUAUGUAAGCUAGCUUUCUUAAUUUGUAAUUUAAUUUAAACCAGCCUUAUGAACAGAUGUUCUGCAUCUCUAUAGGACAGAUA
This is a messenger RNA of Cotesia glomerata, 2428 nucleotides long. RefSeq lists its product as uncharacterized. The transcript is spliced from 4 exons. Bases 1 to 2034 code for a protein of 677 amino acids. NCBI's taxonomy places the organism in Eukaryota, Metazoa, Arthropoda, Insecta, Hymenoptera, Braconidae. The record is from RefSeq and is a predicted model, not a curated record.